AUGACACUAGCAAGCACCUGCUGGCCAAGUUUAUCCCCGAUCACUCCUUUUCAAAGUCACGAGACCCUCUGUCCUGUGAUGAGAUCAGAGGAAAAUCCAUUAGAUCUCAAUAACUUACCUGAAGAUUACACGAGAGAUGAUAAUGAGGUUUCUGAUAAUAGUUCUUCAUCUCCUGCUGCUGGCUACAGGAAAAAGAAAAGCGGCGGUAAGGAUGGAAAAGACGAUUCCGAGAGGGAGACAGAAACACUGAACAAGGCUCGUCAACUGGUCUUCACUAACGAUUUAGCUCCAGGAGCUCAUCACCUAGGGUAUCUUCCAGGUGGCCAACAAAUUCCAAAUGGAGGGUUUCAUCAACCUCCAGGCAACAUGGGUGAUGCAACAAUGCCAUUCAGAACAAUGUACCCUACAAGGCUUUUUUCCGGUUCUUCACCACUCUUGCCAUCACCUCCACCAGGCCAACCACCACCGCAGCCACCAUACAUUUACACGUCUCCAUCACGUCUCCUCCCUUUGCAUUCGCAGUAUCCGGCACAACCGGUGAAUGACUACUUUGUUGGCCAUGCUGUCUCUGGUUCCAAUUCUAGGUAUGCAGCAUCUCCACCAGAUACUAAUUACACUUGCAUCGGUGCACUGUUGGGGCAUGGAUUUCCACAUGGCACUGCCCCCAGCACUGGCAACAGCUCGGCCCCUGGUGUAGAUGGUGUUAGAGACGUUUCAAUGCACAUUCAAGACGAAGGAUUGCAUUGGGACAGGAGGUAG
Fraxinus pennsylvanica is the source of this 759-nucleotide messenger RNA. NCBI's taxonomy places the organism in Eukaryota, Viridiplantae, Streptophyta, Magnoliopsida, Lamiales, Oleaceae. The record is from the annotation of a GenBank genome assembly.